AGAAGGGAAUCUCCUGAUAGACUCACUUUUUAUGAUGUCACUCAUAAAAAGAAAGACGGUACUUAUGUAGAUGGCAGCAUUAAAAAUCUAAUGGUAAGUUAUUUUUCUUAUUUCCUAAAAAUCAAAUAUGUUAAAUUUUAAUUAGUACUAACUAUAAUAUAUUAAUGAGCAAAUCUUUCGAGAAGUAAUGGGUAAAGAGCACAAUGGUCGUGUGAGGGGUUUAGGGUUGGGACCAACCCCGAGAAGUUAUUUUGGAGCAUCGUCUUACAAUGUGGGAGAAAAAUGGAACGCUUCUACAAGUUCAAGCAACUUAAAUGAAGUGGAAACACUCAAGGAAACACUCCAAGAGAUGACAGCCAAAUAUGAAGAAGUGAACAAGAAAUAUGAAGUCUUAUCAACCAAUCACGAAGGAGUAUCUCAAACGCUACUUGCUUUGGCAAGCUUUGUAUCUAAAAAGUUUCCUGGACAACAUUGGAUGCCAACACAAUUGAACAAAAAUCAGCAGGUUAGUGGUCAUGGUAGCGGUGGAAAUAUGCAACAUGAUGCUUCAUCACGUUCAAGUCAUGGUUUUGCUAGCAAUGAAGCUUGAUAUAUCAUCUGGAUAUGAUAUUGGUAAGGAUAUAAAUGGAGAUUUGGAGAAGCUAUGGACCAAAAGCUAUAAGAUAUGAAGCACGUUCAAUUUUGAUAACAUUUUUAGACAAGAAAUUACUGUAUUGAUUUUACUUUAACUUGCAUUUUACAACUAAGGAUACGAAUUAAAUAGACUAUUACAUUGAGAAUAUAUGAAAUAGAUAUUAUAAUUGCAA
Mercurialis annua (annual mercury) is the source of this 806-nucleotide messenger RNA. RefSeq lists its product as uncharacterized. Bases 188 to 589 code for a protein of 133 amino acids. Lineage: Eukaryota; Viridiplantae; Streptophyta; Magnoliopsida; Malpighiales; Euphorbiaceae. The record is from RefSeq and is a predicted model, not a curated record. The transcript is spliced from 3 exons.